AUGUGUAGAAAAGUCUGCGGUGUUUCACCCAAACACUUUCUCAGAUAUGAACUUAGUGUUAUUGUUAUUUCUGUAGGGUUAACAUGCACAGAACAAAAUUUUGUGACUAAGGCUGGUGCCCAGCGAGCUGCAGCUGAACAUGGUCUCAUCGUAGUGGCUCCUGAUACCAGUCCUCGUGGAUGUGGUAUUGAAGGAGAAGAUGACAGUUAUGAUUUUGGUAGUGGUGCUGGUUUUUAUGUUGAUUCUACUGAAGAUAAAUGGAAAAGUAAUUACAGAAUGUAUUCAUAUGUCACCAAAGAACUUCCUGAGAUCAUUAACAGCAACUUUCCUGUUCUAACUGAUCAGUGUUCCAUAUUUGGCCAUAG
This is a messenger RNA of Saccoglossus kowalevskii, 365 nucleotides long. RefSeq names its product S-formylglutathione hydrolase-like. Gene Ontology annotation, biological process: formaldehyde catabolic process. Gene Ontology annotation, molecular function: S-formylglutathione hydrolase activity. Lineage: Eukaryota; Metazoa; Hemichordata; Enteropneusta; Harrimaniidae. Gene Ontology annotation, cellular component: cytosol. The record is from RefSeq and is a predicted model, not a curated record.